Messenger RNA from Poecilia reticulata (guppy), 2123 nucleotides. It is a transcript of the gene prph2a, whose product is annotated as peripherin 2a (retinal degeneration, slow). The record is from RefSeq and is a predicted model, not a curated record. Gene Ontology annotation, biological process: visual perception. Gene Ontology annotation, cellular component: plasma membrane. Lineage: Eukaryota; Metazoa; Chordata; Actinopteri; Cyprinodontiformes; Poeciliidae.
UUUCUUUGCUGUGGGAUGGAUUCUACAUUGAGCUGAUUCUCAUGUCUGUCAACUAUCUUGAGGAAAUCCUGAUAACCAAGCAUCAAGGAAGCAAGAACCCCAGGUCGGCUUUUUAAGGAACAUUUCUAAAACUUAARUAGAGUGUGGAAACCUUGAAUCUCCUGCAACUGUUAACCAUUUGGCUCUCUUCUUCAGUAGCAAGGACACAAAGGACUUUGCACAAUGGCUUUGUUGGUAGUCAAGUUUGAUUUGAAGAAGCGAGUGAAGCUUGCUCAGACKGUCUGGUUUAUGUACUGGUUUGCUGUACUGGCUGGCAUUCUCGUGCUCAGCUUGGGCCUAUUCUUCAAGAUUGAGCUGCGAAAACGCUCAGAACUUAUGGACAACAAUGAGAGCCACUUCCUGCCCAACGUGCUCAUAGCUAUGGGUCUUAUAGCUUGUGGUAUCAAUGCCUUYGGAGGCAAAGUCUGCUAUGACUCCUUGGACCCUACAAAGUUUGCAAAAUGGAAACCAAUGUUAAAGACCUUUUUGGUGUUCUGCAUGGGGUUCAAUGCCCUCCUUGUUGUCACCGCCCUGCUAUGCUUUGUAAUGAGGAUCCCUUUCCAGUUCACCCUGGCUGAGGGUCUGAAGAAUGGCAUGAAAUUCUACAAGGACACGGACACGCCGGGACGCUGCUACAUGAAGAGGACCCUGGACCUGAUGCAGAUAGAGUUUCGUUGCUGUGGGAAUGAUAACUACAGGGAUUGGUUUGAGAUUCAGUGGGUCAGCAAUCGGUACCUGGACUUCAGCGCAAAGGAAGUCAAAGAUCGAAUCGGGAGCAACGUGGAUGGACAGUAUUUGAUGGACGGAGUCCCGUUCAGCUGCUGCAACCCCAGCUCCCCCAGGCCCUGCAUCCAGUACCAGAUGACCAACAACUCCGCUCACUACAGCUAUGACCACUACACCGAGGAGCUGAACGUGUGGAGACGCGGCUGUCGGGACGCCUUGCUGUCUUAUUAUGGAGGCAUAAUGAAUACCAUCGGAGCCCUAGUGCUGCUGGUCACUAUGCUGGAGGUUGCUGUGACCGUCGGCCUGCAGUAUGUUGACACCUCCCUGUCCACGCUGGCCAACCCAGAGGACAUGGAGAGCGAGAGCGAGGGCUUCCUCCUGGAGAAGACAGUGAAGGAGACAUUCACUGACAUCAUGGCUAAAAUGAAAGCCAUGGGCAAAGGGGCAAAGGUGGAGGAAGGGGGCGAGGAGGGCGUUGCUACUGUCAGCUGAGCAAAACUCCAGCCACCUGCAGAAACUGUGAAAACUUCCACCUGAAGUGGAGAUGAGAAGAGAACAAUUUCUACCAGACUUUUAUUUUCCAGCUCCACCAACUCACCCAAUCUGAUUAAAAAUAAAUAAAAAUAUGUGAUUUAAGCUUUUGAAAUAAAUUUACUUUUGAAAUUUCUGCAGUAUAAUUUCACAUUAAUAAUGUUAUUUUGAAAAAAAAUAUGUUUUUAACUUCAAUACAGUUAGAGAACUAACUGUUUCUAACAAAUAAUGGCAGAGUCAUUGGCUCCCCUGCUGUUAAUGAAUUCCAAGUUGAGCCAUGUAUACAACAUUUUCUAAUUGCCCUGAACUUUAUCUUGAACUUUUAAAGAAUAGAUGGCUUUACAGUGGAGUAAAGCAGUAUGUUUCGUCGUUCAUCGGUCUUCAUCAACAGUCCUGUGUUUUCUCUCGUGUUGCUCCACCUUCAGCUCAACUCAUAGCUUUUCUGUACGAUGUAGCUCGGGAAACUGAAAGAGCCAUCAAAGAAGACUGAUUUUGUAUGUGGUGAAUCAUUUGUGUGUUGAUUUGGGCAUAUGUUACAGCUCAAUGUCCUGCUGAAAGACCCAGUGGCAACCCAUUUCCAGUUUCUGGCUGAAGCCAGCAUAUUGUUUCAUAAGGAAGGCAUUUCAAAGAGUUCAUGAUGCAGUGAACUUCAACAAGGUUCCAGGGGCUUUUGGAAGACAUAGCAGAACACGGCCUCUCAGAUCCUAUACUGAACUUUGCACAGGCUUUUAGAAGAUGUCCCUUAUAUUUAUCAUUAUUUUUUUUUUCAAAAUAGACCCACUUGGAGCAUCUGUUGAACGAAAGUCUCAUCUGACCAAGGCACCCAC